AGCGGACCGGGGGAGGUUCGGGCGGUCGUUCCGCCCUCCCCGCGCUGCGGCCGGGGCUCGGCCCCGCUCCGUCCCGCGGCGCAGGGAGCCGGGCCGGUGCCAGGGCUGCCGCCCGGGCCGGGGCCGCAGUCCGGCCCGCCGCUAUGGCCCGCUUCUCGGCGUUCCUCAACCCCGUCCUGGUGCUCUUCAGCUGCGAUCUCUGCCUCGUGAGAGCCAACAGGCCACCAUCUCCUGUCAAUGUGACUGUGACGCAGCUGAAGGCAAACUCUGCCACAGUUUCCUGGGACGUCCCAGAAGGAGAUGUGGUCAUCGGCUAUGCCAUCUUACAGCAGCGGCAAGACGGACAGAUGCAGCGCUUCAUCCGGGAGGUGAACACCACCAACCGUGCCUGCGUGCUGUGGGACUUGGCGGAGGAUGCGGAUUACAUCAUCCAGGUGCAGAGCAUCGGCCUGUAUGGAGAAAGCCAGGCUAGUAAGCGUGUCCACUUCCGAACCCUGAAGGAGACCGACCGCCUACCUUCCAACAGCUCCAACCAAGGUGACAUCACCAUGGAAGGGCUGGACAAAGACAGGCAGCUCCAGACAGGCGAGAUUAUCAUCAUCGUGGCUGUGCUGCUCAUGUGGGCAGCGGUGAUCGCCCUCUUCUGCAGACAGUACGAUAUCAUCAAGGACAAUGACUCCAACAACAACAAGGAAAAGACAAAGCCAUCCUCGGAGCACAGCACACCGGAGCGACCAAGCGGAGGGCUGCUGCGGAGCAAGGUGAGGGGAGGGCUGGCAGGAGGGAUGGCGUAUGGUGUCUGCUGUGGUUUGCUGCCUGGACAGGUUCUGGCUCUCUCCAGAGACACCCCAGCUCAUGCUCUCACCAUAAAAACUGAGGGGUUUUAGAGUGCAGUGAGCCCUGGUUUCUCUAGGGUAGUGUGUGUGUGCUCCAUGGCGAAACACUAGAAGAGAUGGCAGGAUAUGUCAGCUGGGAUGGCUUCCACAUUUGCAGGGCUGCACCUUUUCUGCAUCCCAUAGGCAGGAGGCAGACAAGCUGGGCAGCUGUUGUUUGGUUCCUGCACUGGUCUAUCACUGCUCGCUUUCUGCCUUCACUGGGGCCUGCUCCAGAACAUCAGCACACAGGUUAUGCAUGGGAAGCUUAGGGCAGAGGGCUCAGCAGCAGCUCGCAACCCUUUUGUAGAGGAGGUGUGCCUGCCGUGGGAGCUGGGGGCUCUGCCACGGGGUCUGCAUCCUGGGGGCUUAGCAAAGUGGAGCCUUAAAGCAGAUUUUUCUCUCAUAGAAGAAGUCUCCCUCGGUCAAUAUAAUCGAGGUGUAGGUGCAGCACCAGCUCUGCGUCUGGGGUCCUGGGCAUCCUGCCAGAGCCAAAGCAGGCCUUGGAAGAAAAGGCAGCACCAGGCGCCCAGCCUGGAACUCUGCAUGCGAAGAAGAUCCGCGUAUCAGAACUUACGCUUUCCCGAGGGCGCCCGUCCAGGGAUGCGCAUGGAGCCGGCUCCCAGCCGUGCAUGCAGUGUGUGGCCAUGCCCAUCCCGCACGCCUGGCCCCGCUGCCCUGCCGCUGCAGAGCGCUGAGUGGAAUAAGGGUUGUGGGCCGCACCACCAGCCUUGGGAGGUGAGCAGAGGGGAGCAGAGGGCCUGAGGCAUCGGCUUAAGGGGAGGCAACGUCCCUGCGCGCUGGCUUGGCCAAAGGCGUGGAUGCAGCCAUGUGGCACUGGACACCCUCCAUGCAGGCAGCAUGGAGCAGAACAUGCUCUUGGCUGCUGUGUCUGGGCUCGAAGGGCUGCCCUUUUGGCCCUAAGAGUGAGGGGCUGGGGAAAUGCGGGCAUUUGCCCCAGUGCUGCCAGGGGAGUCAUGGCCAGGAGGUGGAAGGGUUAUCUGUGGGGCUGGGCCCAAUGAGUACAGCUGAAGAAUGGAUCCCUGCUGGAGAGUGGGGCUCUGCUGCACCCCAUCAUUGCCAUGCAGGGGUUUCAAGGCCUCUCCCUGCUGCAGGGGAUAAAGACACAAACAAGCAUGAGGAGCUAGUGUUGCCACAGUGCCUGGCUGGCCUGCGGAGUGUGCAGCCAAGGGCAAGGAAUGCUGGUAGGAGCCAUUCUGUGCAGUGGUGUGAGCGCCAUAGAGCUAUGGGAGCAGGCAGUGCCAGGGCAUGGCUGUGGCUUUGCCAUUUCCCAGCUAGGGCUAGGGCUCAGUCCUGACACAUUCAAGUUGUUUGUCGGGGAGCUGCUGAGCACCCUUGGAGCAGUGCAAUGCCUGUGCUGCCUGGAGGAGAUAAUGUAGUUAAGCCAAGCAAGGUCUCAGCGGGAUGUGUGCUGCAGAGCUCAUCGCUGCUCCGGAGACAACCCUAGCUUCAGCGGUGUCAUAUCCCACUCAUGGCUCCUUCUGACUCAUGGGGGUAUGGUAUGGUCACUGCUGAUGCUUCUGCUCCUGGAGCUGGCCCAGUGGCUGGCACCAGGUUGGCUGAUGUGACACAGUCCUGUUGGAAAGAGCUGCCCCUAAAUGCCCAGAGCUGGUGGACUGCUGGCUCACUGUCAUGUGCCCAGUCUGCUCAUGAGAGGACAACAUGAGCCACCAACCACACUGGGGCUGGUGAAGAGGUGAUAUCUGGACUGUGCUUAUUUGCUCCCCAGAGCCCGCAGGCAGAAGUCUCUCGCUGGGUAUCUGCACUGCUCUGUCCAUGGCUGAGGCCAGGUGUUGCUGGUGGUAGAAGGGAGCAGUGUGAUACCAGGAAGUUCUUUGCUGCAGAGAUGGCAACUAGUGCCCUGGCUGCUGCUCUCCCUCUGUGCUCUGCUCUGCAGGCUGUCACUGAGCUGGGGUGCUGGCUCUGCAGCCCCGGACUCAAACAUCACAGGAUCCAUUGUCUUCCAGGAAUAAAUCUCCCAGUAAAGCACUUUCAGGACUCUUCCUUCCAGGUGCUGCUCAGCUCCUGCUGCAGGUGGGAAUGGGGCAGGAUAAGCGACUCCCUGUGGCAGGGUCGUUUCAAUAAAAGCAUCCUGGCUUAAAGGCAGCAUCGUU
Molecule: messenger RNA, 3007 nt
Organism: Strigops habroptila (Kakapo)
Lineage: Eukaryota; Metazoa; Chordata; Aves; Psittaciformes; Psittacidae
Gene: FNDC4
Product: fibronectin type III domain containing 4
Exons: 5
Coding region: 144-887 (247 amino acids)
Molecular function (GO): protein binding
Source: RefSeq, a predicted model, not a curated record